Syngnathoides biaculeatus (alligator pipefish) is the source of this 1959-nucleotide messenger RNA. RefSeq names its product leucine-rich repeat, immunoglobulin-like and transmembrane domains 1a (gene lrit1a). Gene Ontology annotation, molecular function: protein binding. The record is from RefSeq and is a predicted model, not a curated record. The transcript has 4 exons. Gene Ontology annotation, cellular component: endoplasmic reticulum membrane. The coding region runs from base 16 to 1959 and encodes 647 amino acids. NCBI's taxonomy places the organism in Eukaryota, Metazoa, Chordata, Actinopteri, Syngnathiformes, Syngnathidae.
UACAGGCGGCCCAAAAUGUUCCUCGUCCUGGUCGUGGGGGUCUACGCGGCCGCGGGGGGGCUUUUCUCCCCGGUGAGCAGCUGCCCGUCCCAGUGCAGCUGUUUCUACCACAACCUGAGUGACGGCUCCAAGGCCAGGAGCGUGAUUUGCAACGAUCCCGAGAUCUCGCUUGUGCCCGUCGGCUUCCCGGCGGACACGUCCAAGCUCCGCAUCGAGAAGACGGCCAUCCGGCGGAUACCGAGCGAAGCCUUCAGCUCCCUCUCGGGUCUGGAGUUCCUGUGGAUGUCCUUCAACGCGCUGUCGGCGCUGACCACCGACAGCUUCCGCGGACUCCUCAGCCUGGAGGAGCUGCGCCUGGACGGCAACGCGCUGGCCGCCUUCCCCUGGGAGUCCCUCGCGGACAUGCCCAGUCUGAGACUGCUGGACUUGCACAACAACCAGCUCACCUCGCUUCCCGCCGAGGCCACCGCGCACAUCAGGAACCUCACCUACCUGGACUUGUCCAGCAACAGUUUGCUAACGCUGCCCGUCGCCGUGCUGGCCAACUGGCUGGCGGCCAAACCCGCCCAAGGACCGGAGAGCUCCAAAAUGAUCCUGGGUCUCCACGACAACCCGUGGGCGUGCGACUGCCGCCUGUACGACUUGGUCCAGUUCCAGAAGUCCCCCACUCUGGCCGUGGCGUUCAUCGACACCAGGCUGCGCUGCUCGGCCCCCGAGAGCGUGUCGGGCGUCCUGUUCAGCGACGCCGAGCUGCGGCGCUGCCAGCCGCCGCAAAUCCACACGGCGGUGGCGCGGGUCCGCAGCGCGGUCGGCAACAACGUGCUGCUCCGCUGCGGGACCAUCGGGGUGCCCAUCCCUGACCUGACGUGGAGGAGGGCGGACAAGCGAGCCCUCAACGGAACGGUCCAGCAGGAAACGUCCAAAGAUGGAAUCACCUGGUCCAUCCUGAGUGUCCCGGCCGUGUCUUACCGCGACUCAGGGAAGUACGUGUGCAAGGCGACAAACUACGCCGGGAACGCCGAAGCUGUCAUUUCCUUAGUGGUGUCUAAUUCUCCAAAAGUGGAAGGCAAUCAAACCAGCAACGAGAAGAAGGCCAAAGUCAAAAAGUCCAACCCGGUGGGAAAAGCAGCCUACCAGGAGAAACUGGUGGCCCGAUAUGUGGCGGCAACCUCCACGCCUACAUCCCCGCCGCCAGCCCUGGAUCCCGGCCUCGCGCCUGAAGUUCCUGGGCCCGGUUUGGACAGUUCCGGUCCUUCUCCCGACCCGGCCGCGUCGUCCAAUGCGGACGCACUGCUGGAUCUGGAGAAGACUAACCUCAGCAACCUGGCGGCAAACGCCUCGUCCCUCCAGCAGGACCCGGAGCAGGUGGUCCGCUCAGUGAAGGUGGUGGGGGACACGGACAAUACGAUCUCCCUCAACUGGCGAGCUCCGAAGGCCAAGAACACGACCGCCUUCAGUGUGCUGUAUGCCGUGUUCGGAGAGAGGGACAUGAGGAAGAUCAACGUGGGGGCGGGCCAGAACAGGGUGACCAUCGAAGGCCUGGUCCCCAGGACCAAGUACAUCGCCUGCGUAUGCGUGAGGGGGCUGAUCCCCAAGAAGGAACAGUGCGUCAUCUUCUCCACAGACGAGGCGGCCAGCGCCACGGGCACCCAGAAGCUGAUCAACGUGAUCGUGAUCACAGUGGCUUGCAUCAUCGCCGUCCCCCUCACAGUCAUCGUGUGCUGUGGCGCCUUGAAGAGGCGGAUCCAGAAGUACUGGGGGAAAAAAUCCAAGGACAUCCAAGAUUCCUAUGUGACCUUUGAGACCUUGUCACCCGGGACCAAAGCCAAAGGGCUGGAGGGGGAAUACUUGAACAGACUCAACCCGGAAGAGUCCAACAGGCUGCUGUCCGCCCGCUCCAGCCUGGACUCCGAGGCCACGGCUAAGAUUGAAGGACAGCCCAACGAGUACUUCUGCUGA